CUUUAAGUGGAGACGUCGCGCCCUCGCCUGCUCGGGGAAAUAUAAUAUGGAGAAGUUUGUUUCAACCGUGAAAUGUCUCAUAGAGAACCUGUUGCACAAACAGCAGACAGGUUACGAUGACUUGAUAGAGCAACUUUUCUCUGAAGUGUCUGGCCUAGAGGAUUCCACCAAAAUACCAGAUCCACAGUUUGAGGAGUGUGCCAUCCACCUGUGGAACUGGGCAGUCACUAAGAAUGUGGGAACCACUAUAAGUAAAAAUCAGAAGGCCAAAGUACGCCAUGUUGCAUGCAGUCUGCUGUACUGCUGUGAGCCUGAGAAUCCAGCAGAGGGCAUCAUCCGCAAGCAGAUUCUGAUGGCCAGCAAGACAGGGAGAACGUGGCUGGACUGCAAAAAUCCCCAGAUGGCAGAUCACUUCUUAAAACUUGCAGUCAAGAGCCUGGAGACCCUCUAUAGCCAGCUGACGUCCAGAGGGGAUGGAGCAGCUGACAUCACUUCAUCCAAGGGCGAUGUGGAAAAGGAUCUGCUUGGAAUCCUCUCAUGCCAGGCAGAGUCGGCCAUAAGUCAAGGGAAUAACCAUGAGGCUGUGGUCUAUAUGCAACGCUGCAAAGACAUGUUGCUGAGGCUGCCAAAAGAUACUACGUACCUCUCCCUCAUGUGCUACAACUUUGGAAUAGACACCUACAAUGUGAGAAAGUUUGAGGACAGUGCCUUUUGGUUGUGCCAAAGCUAUGAUAUUGGGAAAAUGAAUGUGAAAUAUUCCCCUGGAUCUAAAGUUCAGGCCAAAGUGUUACGGCUCCUUGCCACUGUUUAUUUUGAGUGGGACUGUCAGACCUUUCAGGAGAAGGCUCUCGAUGCUGUCAGCUUAGCCAACAAGGUACACGUGAGCGCCUCUGGGCUGUACUUAAAGAUCAGAAUACUCCUGAGAUGUAGGGCCUCAGACGAUCAUAUCAGAGGAGGACUGAAUGAGAUGCUGGAAUCUGAGGUUUCUCUUGAGGUGUGUCUGAGCGUAGUGAAACUGCUCAUGUCUGAAGAGAGAGAAGUGCUGGCAUUUGAGUAUUUGAAACUAGUGUGUCAGCGCUUUGAGUCGUCCCCUGACCUGGGAACUGCUCUCGUCUUGAACAUUAAGUUACUGUUGCAGAGAGGCAAGGAACUGUUGAGUAAACAGAAGAUAGAAGAUAUCAUCACUGGCCACUAUACAGGAAAACAGCUGAAUCCACAGGCCCUCACCACUCUUCAUGUCAUACUGUGGGAUAAAGCAUCGGAACACUUUGAGGCCAAGAACUAUUCUGAGGCCCUGCAGUGGUAUAACUACUCCCUGAGUUUCUUUAAGGCUGGUCAAACGGAGCCCAACUUAUCCAAACUACAGAGGAACAGAGCUUCUUGCUUCCUGCAGCUAAAGCAUGUGGAAAAGGCCAAAGACGCAAUCAAAGAGGCAGAGAGGUGUGAUCCUGACAGCAUUUUCACUCAGUUCAGUGUUUACAAGAUCGCAGUGCUGGAGAACAAUGUGAAGAAAGCUGUAGAGGCACUGAAUGCAAUGGGACGACUGUCCAAGUGUCCUGUUGCCAACGAGGACAGACUGCUGGUUUCUGAAAAUGCUGCUUGCAACUUCCUCAGUCUGGCUGCUCAGAUUGCUUUGGAGAAUGAACAGCAGGAAACUGCCAUGAAGGCACUGGAGAGUUUGUGUGAAAACUCCAAAGAUGAAGCUCAGGUUCUAACUGCGCUCAGGUGUCUGGUUCGACUUGUGCUCUCCACAGUAGAAAAAUCGAGUGAUGGGAUGAGUCCCUGUAGCAAUGUGGGGCUGGAUGCUCUGCAGCCAUAUUUAAAAAUGGCUCUGCAGAAAGUUUCACACCAGACUCAUGUGACGGUUGAACAACGCACAGAUGAAGCUAACUGGUUCAGGAAGAUUGCUUGGAACUUGGCUCUGCAGUGCACGGGCAGCCCUGACAGAAUGAGGGAUUUCUUUGUGCUCUCUUACCAGCUGUCCCAGUUGUGCCCUCCUGAUCGGACACUGCUCCUGGGCCAGAAGACGUGUCUGCUAAUGGCUGCUGCUGCCUCUCUGGAGCUCUGCAGGAAGUCUCCUCACUCUGACCAGAGUGAGGAGCUCACUCAGGCUCUGGAGCGCAUUCAGAUCUGUUGGGACGUCUGGAAAACCCUGAAAGCAUCAGGAAGCUUCUCAGCAGACCCAACAGACACACUGCUGCUGCAGUUUGAAUUUGAAGCUCGCGCUAAGCUGAAUGACCCCAAGGUUGAGACAGUACUGGAGUCCGUCCUGGAGCUUGAAAAUGUUGAAACCAAGCUUCUUGAGAACAUUGCAGCUUUAGCCAUGGAGCCUCCAGCCCACUUCCCUCUGCUGUGUAAGAAGGCCUUGAGGGUUGCUCUCUCUCUGCACAAGAAACAACCACAGGCUGACCUGGCCCGCUGCAGCAAGUGUGUUCACAGCCUGAUCAAGCUGUCCCUCCCGAGCGGCGUGUCAGAGGUGGAGGCCCAUGCGCUCGAGGAGGUGUGGGGCUAUUACGAGGAGGCCCUGUCCAUCAUUGCAGCCACACCCGACAACUUCCCAGAGAUGGAGACUCUGUGGCUGCUGACUCGGGCUUGGAACACGGGGAUACUAUUGUACAGCCUGGCUCAGUAUCCCGAGGCAGAGAAGUGGUGCGGCCUCGCCAUGAGCUUCGUCUCCCACCUAGGAUCGCUGCAGGAGAGCUACGAGAUGCAGAUGUCUGGUCUCUACAGUGAAAUCCUGGACAGGUUGGACAAAGCCAAGAAUGUCACCUUAGAGGAAUGACCAAACUGGGACAGGUCAGUCUGGUGUUAACGCCCUGUACUGACAGGGACAUUUCAUUUAUUUAGUUCCCCUCAUUUGUUGCAACUUUACAUUUUUAAUGUUGUGGUAAAAUGUUCAUCACAUAUUCCAGUUGAGAAAAUUCUUGCUCUAAACCUGUGUAGUUUGAGGCCAUUCUAGUUGCCUAGUGGUUGAGACACAUUUCUGGUUUGAUCACCAUGUUCCCUUCCUCUUCCG
Messenger RNA from Paralichthys olivaceus (Japanese flounder), 3016 nucleotides. It is a transcript of the gene tex11, whose product is annotated as testis expressed 11. The record is from RefSeq and is a predicted model, not a curated record. Gene Ontology annotation, molecular function: protein binding. Gene Ontology annotation, biological process: meiotic cell cycle. Lineage: Eukaryota; Metazoa; Chordata; Actinopteri; Pleuronectiformes; Paralichthyidae.